CCCCGCCGCAUCCUCACGAAAACUCCUCCCGCUGCACCUGAAAAAGGCGUCUAUUGACAAACUUGGCUGAAAGAAGCGAGUCGGGCGCUGGGCGAGUAGAUUUAGGACCUGGAGCUCCAAGUCCUGUGUAAACCGUCCUGAGGAAGGAGGAGGGGUGGGGUGGGAGAACACCCGGAGAUACCGGAGGGAAGAAUUGGCUUGUUGGUUCGAUCAGCGAGCUGUGCGCAUCGAUUCGGCUCCCCUCCCGGUUCUCUCCCCCCCCCCCGAUUCACACCCCCUUCGGCUCUAGCUGGGCUUGAGCUGGCAUCGCUCUGCACUGCAUGACAGCUCCAGGCUCUGAAGACGACGUAGCAGCCGGCAGUGGGAAGCCAAGCCCAGCUGAGGAAGAUCUGAACAAGGCUACGCGCCGGGGAUCGGCGGGGGUGUGAGCCCAGAAGGCACCUUGCCCUGUCUGAUUCCCAGGGCGCUGACGCCUCUUCCUCCUCUUCCUCCUCCUCGUCUCCGUUUGCCUUUCGCUCCUGUUUAUAACCCCACCCCUGACCUUAUUCUCUGGCCGCCCAAGACUGAGCCGAAAGACCGAAGCCGAGAGAGAGAGAGAGAGAGUGGGAGGGAGAGAGGGAGAGAGAAUAGCACCGGGUCAAGGAGAAAUACCUGCGCAUCGCUUAGACUGCAAUUGAUGGGAGAUACACAUUUCUUUCUCUAGGGAAGCUGGAUACUCGCCCGCCCCCUUCUCUCUCUCUCUUUCGCUCUCUCUUUUAAAGAAAAGAACCCGAUCCAAAGCAGGAAGGUGGGGAUUUCUGCUCCAAAAGAGAAGGGAGGGCAGGGGCAACGAGAGGAAUCGGAGAGAAUUUCGCCGAGCGUUUCCCUCCUUUUGUUGAAUGAGAAGGACGGCGCCGGAUCACCAUGAGCACCAGCACAGUUCCUUUUCAACAAAACCCAUACAACUCCGGUGGUCGUCCCACCAUAAUUCAAUGCUAUCGCUGUGGAGAUACUUGUAAAGGUGAGGUGGUGCGUGUCCAGAACAAUCACUUCCACAUCAGAUGUUUCACAUGCCAGGUGUGUGGCUGUGAUCUAGCUCAGUCUGGCUUCUUCUUUAAAAAUGGGGAAUACAUCUGCACCCACGACUACCAGCAGCUCUACGGCACCCGCUGUGACAGCUGUCAGGACUUCAUCACCGGAGAGGUUAUCUCAGCCUUGGGCCGGACUUACCAUCCCAAGUGCUUUGUGUGCAGCAUGUGCAGGAAGCCCUUUCCUAUUGGAGAUAAAGUGACAUUUAGUGGCAAGGAUUGUGUUUGCCAAACUUGUUCCCAUUCACUGAUUAGUAAUAAACCUAUCAAGAUUCAUGGACCAAGCCAAUGUGCAGGUUGCAAAGAGGAAAUCAAGCAAGGCCAGUCCCUCCUGGCUUUAGAAAAACAGUGGCAUGUCAGCUGCUUCAAGUGCCAAACCUGUGGAAUCAUCCUGACCGGAGAAUACAUUAGCAAGGAUGGUGUUCCAUACUGUGAAUCGGACUACCAUGCUCAAUUUGGUAUUAAGUGUGAGACCUGCAACCGGUAUAUUAGCGGCAGAGUCUUAGAGGCAGGAGGAAAGCACUAUCAUCCCACUUGUGCCAGAUGUGUACGAUGUCACCAGAUGUUCACAGAAGGGGAAGAAAUGUACCUCACAGGUUCAGAAGUAUGGCAUCCUAUCUGCAAACAAGCAGCAAGAGCAGAAAAGAAGCUAAAGCACAGAAGAACUUCAGAGACAUCCAUAUCCCCUCCUGGAUCCAGCAUUGGUUCCCCCAACCGAGUCAUUUGUGCUAAAGUGGAUAAUGAAAUCCUUAAUUACAAAGAUUUGGCUGCUCUUCCCAAGAUUAAAGCCAUCUACGAGGUGCAACGCCCUGACCUCAUUUCUUAUGAGCCCUAUCACAGAUAUACUUCGGAUGAAACACUGGAGAGAUAUAGCUAUGGGGAGUCUCUUGGAACCUUGUCUCCAUAUUCUCAGGAUAUUUAUGAGAGCAUGGACAUCAGGCAGAGACGAGCAUCCAGCCCAGGCUACAUAGACUCACCCACCUACAGUCGCCAAGGCAUAUCUCCCACCAUCCCACGCUCUCCACAUCAUUAUUACCGCUCAGAUUCUCACUCUGCAGCUACAAAAAGCAAAACUAGUGAAGACAUCAGCCAGACCUCCAAAUAUAGUCCAGCUUAUUCUCCAGAUCCAUAUUAUCACUCAGAAACAGAAUAUUGGACUUUUCAAGGUUCACCCAAAGCUCCCCGAGUUCGAAGAUUCUCAUCAGGAGGAGAAGAAGAUAGCUUUGAUCGAGGGAUGCACAGACUCCAGACAGGAAUUGGCCGAUUGAUACUGAAGGAAGAAAUGAAGGCCCGUGCUAAUUCAUACAUGGACCCUUGGACACCUCCCCGCAGUUCAGCAAGCAGCAGAGAAGCUCUUCAUACAGCAGGCUACGAGGGCUCCUUAAAUGGCUCACCCCGGUCACACUACCUGGCAGACAGUGAUCCCCUCAUUUCAAAAUCAGCUUCUCUUCCUGCUUACAGAAGGAAUGGGCUGCAUAGGCCUCCCAGCGCUGAACUCUUCCACUAUGAUAGCACAAAUGCCGUCAACUGGGGGAUGCGAGAAUACAAGAUAUAUCCUUAUGAGUUGCUUUUGGUGACAACUAGGGGGAAAAAUCGCUUGCCCAAAGAUGUGGACAGAACUCGGUUAGAGCGCCAUCUGUCCCCAGAGGAAUUUUACCAGGUGUUUGGCAUGACUAUUGCUGAAUUUGAUCGCCUGGCUUUGUGGAAAAGAAAUGAAUUGAAGAAGCAGGCUCGGCUAUUUUGAAAACAGUAUAUAUAAAAACUAUAUAAAUAUCUCUAUAUAGAAGCUCUGUAUAGUACAGAGUAGAAUCUCUGGCUGUACUCUUUGGAAGCCUGUAGAGUGAACUGAAGUCUCACAGAUAUUUUUAUGCUCUUUGUUUCUUUUAUUCUUUUUUUUAAAAAAGAGUAACUCUUAUUUGGGAAACUUUUCAAGUGUGGGGAGGAUGUGGGAACCUGUUUUAUACUGAGCUGUUUCUUUUUCUUACAUCAAUGUUGAGAACCUUGGGCAUUAUCAUAGCUCACCCGUGAGCCUCUUAAAAGCAAGUCUGGAGAGAUAGGAUGAUGGAACUGGGGGCAUGUUUUGAUAGAGCCAAUCAUCCUUAUACACCUCCCCCCACCUCAUGGCUUCAGAAUAACUGGAGUAUGCUGCUCAAUCAGGCCAAGGAUUUAUCUCAACCUGCCUUUUGUUUCUAAUAGUAGCUCAACAAAUAUCUUUUGCAUUUUUCUAUUAUUUUCCUCACUAUCUUAAUCAUCUCCAAGGAUAUAUAUAUAUAUAAAUGUUUGCUGGAUAGAUUUUGGUUUUAUUUGUAUCCCUUUAUACCAGGGAUCUUGAGAUCUUGGUGUAAGAUCUCAACACGCACGUGUAUAUGUGUGUGAUUUUGCACCAAGAUUUAAACAUGCUCAUAUAAAAGGAUACAAAUAAAACCAAGAUCUAUUCAGUCAGCAUUCUUUUUUUUUCUUAUAGCAGACAUCCAAAUGACUCUUGGAAAUUAAAAAGAUGGGCUUUAAGGUGAUGAGAAACCAUAUACUUUAUGUUCCUUCCUGCAGCAUCCAGAAAUCAGAUUGAUUACCUCUAUGUAUGGAGGCUUUAUAUAGCUAUUAUUGAGAGUAACCAUCUUUAAAACGGUUUAUAAAUAUUAGCUUGCAAAAUUUCUUUUUUCUCUGAGUUACAGUGACAUACAGCUGUCUUCCAUACCACUUCAGAGAUUUGUAGAAAGCAAUGCACUGAAACACUUACUAAAAUUUAUUCUGAUUCAGCAGAUACUCCUACAUUCAGGGAAUAGGAAGUUAGGUUUCUUGGAAUACAUAAUUAUAUGCUCAACUAAAUAUUUAGGUACUUUAACACAAUUUUACAUUUGCACAGAUCUAUAUUCAGCCUUCCCCAAUCUAGUGGUCUUCAACCAUGCUGGACUAAAACUUCCAGAAGUCAUACUGAACUAUGGACACUUGUAGAGACUAGUUUGGGGGUACAAUCUGUGAUAUACACCCAAUUAUAAUCUUCAUUUCCAUUAUUUCAAUUUCCUCUUCUUUUACUAGUCACUUUAAGCAGUCAAUUAAAAAAAACUGCUAUAAAAGAGCUUAACCUUACAAACUUGAGAUCAAACUUUUGAAAAGGGGGGGAUAACAGGGAAUAACUGGCACCACUGUCCAAUUCUCAAACAAAACAGUUCUAUAUACUAAUCAGCGGUUUGUUGAAUAAAUCAUAAUAGUGGAAAGCUAUUAACCAUAGUUUAGAAGAUACAGUGACUUGAUUCACAUAAUAUGUUAAGCUAAAAUCCAAUAAACUAUAUUAUGGCUUAGCAUGAUAUGUGAAUCUUGUCACUGUUGUUUUUUAAAUAAACUUUGGCUAUGGCUGUUGGAAAAAGAAUGAAGCUUUACCCAGGCAGAUGUGAUGUUCAAAGUAUUACAUCUGAACUUUUAUGUGAGUUUUAUAUAUGUUUUCUGAAAACAGCAGUCAUAUUAGGAAUCAAACUUUGAACUUUCAAACAUGUAUAAAAACUGUUGGAUUACGGAGGGAAAAGAGUUUGGAAAAACCUUGGCACUUGUAAUGUCUUGUUCAUCUUUAAUUUAACUAAUUUAAUUGCAUACAGUAUGUCUGGCCUUUCAUGGUCACUAGCCACAUUUCUGAUAUUGUGUCAAAUCAGUAGGGUCAACUCCUAAAUGAAGAAACGUUCAUGGAAUGUUUUGAUUUGGGAGAUUGUAUGUUUGUUCUUUCUUAAAAGAAAAAGAAAUUUCUUACCUAAUACACUGUUUGAACAAAAUAA
Messenger RNA from Thamnophis elegans (Western terrestrial garter snake), 4831 nucleotides. RefSeq names its product actin binding LIM protein family member 3 (gene ABLIM3). NCBI's taxonomy places the organism in Eukaryota, Metazoa, Chordata, Lepidosauria, Squamata, Natricidae. The record is from RefSeq and is a predicted model, not a curated record. Bases 904 to 2811 code for a protein of 635 amino acids. Gene Ontology annotation, molecular function: actin filament binding. The transcript is spliced from 21 exons. Gene Ontology annotation, cellular component: actin cytoskeleton; stress fiber. Gene Ontology annotation, biological process: cilium assembly; lamellipodium assembly; cytoskeleton organization.